Molecule: messenger RNA, 4541 nt
Organism: Chelonoidis abingdonii (Abingdon island giant tortoise)
Lineage: Eukaryota; Metazoa; Chordata; Testudines; Testudinidae
Gene: PLEKHO1
Product: pleckstrin homology domain containing O1
Biological process (GO): regulation of myoblast fusion
Cellular component (GO): muscle cell projection membrane; ruffle membrane
Source: RefSeq, a predicted model, not a curated record
AGCCCUUCAGUGCAACCCCAUGUGCCUGGCCAUGGAGGUGUGUGUGCGGCUGCUGUGAGCCACAAAGGGCGAGGAGACAGGGAGAGGAGGUACCCUGUGCAGCUCCCAUAUACCCUCCCCCACCAGCCAAGAACAGACACAUCCAAUCCAGCCUCAUUGCUGUCAGGAGCUCCUCUCUGAUCCCCCCACCCCAAACCCCUCCCCCUCUCCCCUCCAGCCUGCUCACACUCAGGAAUGAUGAAAAAAAAUAAUUCUGCAAAAAGGGGGCCACAGGAUGGAAACCAGCAAUCCAUGCAGCCAGAGAAGGUCGGCUGGGUUCGGAAAUUUUGCGGGAAAGGCAUUUUUAGGGAAAUCUGGAAAAACCGUUAUGUGGUUUUGAAGGGAGAUCAGCUUUAUAUCUCAGAGAAAGAGGUCAAAGAUGAGAAAAACAUCCAGGAAGUGUUUGACCUGAGUGAUUAUGAGAAAUGCGAAGAGCUCAGGAAGUCCAAAAGCAGAAGCAAAAAGAACCACAGCAAGUUCACGCUAGCACACUCCAAACAGCCUGGAAACAUGGCACCCAAUCUGAUCUUCCUGGCCGUCAGUCCGGAAGAGAAAGAGUCCUGGAUCAACGCCCUCAACUCCGCCAUCACCCGAGCCAAAAACCGCAUCUUAGAUGAGGUGACUGUUGAGGAGGACAGCUACCUCGCCCAUCCGACCCGUGACAGAGCGAAAAUCCAGCACUCCAGACGGCCUCCGACACGGGGACACUUGAUGGCUGUGGCAUCUACCUCAACGUCGGAUGGCAUGCUGACACUGGACCUCAUCCAAGAGGAAGACACCUCUCCCGAGGACCACGGGACCUGUGAAGAGAGCUUCCGGGUAGACCUGGAUAAAUCCGUGGCGCACCUCACUGCCAGCCGGUGCCGGUCGGAUUCGGAGAACAUCAAGUCCUCAGAGAAAGGCCGGUCAGUGAGCCUGCCAAGACGAGAGGCGAUCUCAUGGGACAAAACUGGGAAACGCAACGACGCCUUCGAGAAAGGGACUAUGUACACCCCGCAGGUCCCCAAAAAGCUCUCGCACUCGGAAAAGAACAAAUGUGCCUCCAUGGAGGAGAUUUUGUCUCGCCGGGACUCUUCUGCGCACAGGGCAGUGCUGAGGAAGGGGCUGGAGGCUCAGUUUGCUUCGGGUGAGCCAGAGCAGCUGGCCCGGAUACAGGAACUGGUUGCACUGAAACUGGAAAAAACUCAGGAACUGCUGGCGGAGGUGAAGGGCUAUGGUGAAGGGAAGCGAAAGACAAAAGAUUUUGCCGCUGCUGCCACCACCACCUCUUCCUCUUCUAAGUCAGACUCUGAGAGCAUCUUGCAGGAGACAGAGAGGUUGCUGGGCGAGGCCUCCUCAACCUGGAGCCAGGCCAAGAAGGUGUUACAGGAGAUUAAAGAGCUGAGGGACCUGUACAAACAGUUAGAACUGCAGCCGUCAGACCCUAAACCCAAACAGAUCUCACAGUCUCAGUACAGGAAGAGCAUGAUGUGAAGGCACGCUUCAGGGUGGGGUGGUGGUGAUUUCUUUUUAUGAUUAUUUACAGUGUUUGAAACAGUACAACGUGCCUGUUCUCAUCAAAACUUGCUCCUCAAGCUUCACCCCUUCCCUUCCCCAGAUCUCCCCCUCGCCCCCCGUCCCCAGAUGAAACAGAAGGUGUUCCAAUAAAUCAGUUUGGAUUCCUACUUUUUUUCCAAGUAUCUUUUCUCUGCGUUCUUGGGCUGCUUGUGUCAUGCUUGCAGGAUGGAAGAUCACCAAGACCUGGAAAGCUCCCAGCGCACUUGUGGAGACAUACGCACAGCAGCAGGGGUAGAUAUUCUUCCUCUAUUGAAGCCCUGGGUUUGCUGCUCUGAACCCAGAGCUGUGGUUCUGUGUCCUGCGUUACAGCUCUUUGAUCAAGAGCAUUGGCAACUUGGUUUAUGUUUUUCCUCCUCUUUAAAGAAAGAGUCAGCACGUGGAGGUCCCCGUUAUCCAAAAACUGUUAGGAAGAUGUUUGCCAGUGACAUCCAAGCCAGGGUUGGAAUUCCGCUGUCAGAACGAAGAGAUUCCCAGCCUGGAAUGUAGUCUGACAUGUUGUGAGAGGCAUCGGGCGCUCCUUCCUGGAUUGCAGUUAACAGGGCUCUUCCCUGGCGUUGUUCCUGCACUGAUCCCAAAUCCUCUUUUGCAAACUCCUGUGGCAGGCAGCUGUUAAUACAUGUGGUACAUAUACAGCCUUCCGUACGGAGGCAACAGGUAUGCAAUGUGUGUUAAAACUAACCCUGUCUGUCAGCCGACAGCCGAUACUUCGGAGACACCCCCUGGCCUGGUGCAAUGAGAUUUAGCAACCACAAUGUCUUCCUUCUUGUGCCGAUGAUCAAAGCCUGGAGUCCAACGGGCAGUCAUUAUUUGUUUUUUGUUGUUCUUUCCUUCAUUUAGCCUGGAGUGAAAAGUCAGGGUUUGGCACUGAGGGCAACAGAAAAGCUGAGAAUUGCCAUCGGUUUAAUGGCACUGAUUCUGCUCUCGCUCACACUCUGCUUACACAAUCGAGCCUCACACAAUUGUCUCUUAGCUGACAUUGACGUGAGGUCAGUAUCAGACCCACUGAAACUCAAACGGAUCCUAAAUUACAGCUCAGAUAUCCUCGCCUCGCUGAUGUCUAGCACUUUUCUAAAUAGGUGGCUCAGCUUUCAUGCACUUAAGCAGCAGGACAAGAGGGAAAUAGGCAAAGAUUUCUCUCAGGGCUUAAAGUACACUGGCAAAUUAACAUCAGUGGUUUUUUCCAAGAAAUCUAAUUUCCUUGCCUAUGUUGCAAAGAACCCCUGAGAAUAUUAAAAACAACUGAGUUUUAAAUGACUAAUUUCCUUUUCACUGUUUACAUUUUGUACCUCUCACAUAUUUGAAAUGAGAUGAGUUAUGUUGACGUCUGCGUCUGGUCAGUUUCACUCAUAUUGCCAGCUAAGGCUGUGAUGUUUGGGUUGCAAAUGCUGCAAGGAAAUGUUGAUCUGUGUUUUUUAAAAGCUCCCACUAGCUGGAAUUAAAUAACAUUGGUGGCAAUAUUUCUAUUGGGCUGAGCUUCUUUAACAGCUGGUUGAUUGCAAAGCUUAAAUUUGGGGCCCAAUUUCAUUUGACAAUGUCCCUUUAAGUUAUUCAUAUCUAUUUUCAAAACCUAUUCUUCAAAUGGCAGAUGACUCUCUGGCUCGUUUCAGUUCUUAUCACAAAGUCACACAGUCAUGCUGUCAUGACAGAAGUGGGGAGAUUUGGCUUUUACAGAAUUUACAAGAGGUAUCCUUUUCUUGAUUUAUGUCUUUUAAACGUUGGACCACUCAACGGGUGCAUUUUUACAGUCAGUGGAAUCAAAUUUCAUCCCUCAAAUAACUAACAAACAAACAAACAAAAAACAGACACGUAAGCCAUUCUGACAGUGCCCUGUCGGUUUGGAAGCAGGUUUGUCCUACAAUGAAAACUCACAUGUCACAUAGUAGUUAGAGCUGGGCAAUAUUUUGCAACGGGUUCUAAGCUUGGGACCAGGUUUUGCUGAGCUUCAUCAAUCUUCCCGCUAACCUAGGGUGGACUUCUGGGCAAACGGGGGCAGGCAGAAUUAUGGUUUGUGGACAAAACCAUUCUGUAUGGUUUUGCAUGGUUUUGACCCCCGAAUUGGGCAGCUGUAGGUUUGAUUCAACCCAAAACUCCUGUGAUACAAACCCGGUGAAGUGAAUUCAAAAAAGAAAUUAUCACACCAGUGCCCCUGAAAACCAAAACAGGCAAGUUUCAUACAGCUCUAGCCAUGGCAUUUGUGUCCGGACACCGUGAUUCUGCAUCAGCACAAAGUCAUGAUGUGAUGCUCUGAGAUCACGGUCUCCUCAUCAUGCCACAGUGACAUUGCUCUUACCCUGGAGCAUCCCAAAAAGUAGGGAUGCAAAAAUUACCCAAUCAAAAACUGGGAUGAGUGGCGACUCAAAGUAAUUGGAAUCCUCCCCAUCCAAUCAAAUUCCUAAAGUCCCCCCUUCCCUUGAGCUCAGAGGGGAUGUUGGGGGUGGAAGGGGAAGAGGUAUGGAGGGCCACCUCCCACUCCUUGCUUCUGCACCUGGGUCAUGAACAUCGCCACGGUUUUCAUGACUUUUCUGUGCCUUGGGCUCCUCCAAAAUGCCAAUAACAAAGGGGUUAUUUUUGAGGUGCUCAUUCCCCUUCUAUGUCCCACCUCCAUCUCUCCUUCCCCCUCCCUGGUCGAUGAGCCUAGAGAGCACUUGGCUCUUACAAUCCCAUGCUGUGGCACAAAGAGAGGCCCCAAAGCUGGCCAGGCCUGUCCCACUCCUUAGGCCUUUCCCCUACCCAGCAGCGUUGCCAGAGAAUUUGGUAAGACGGCACAUUUGCAUUAUCAUUUAUGAUUUGUAGAGCAGGCUGGAAAUUUUUCAAUGGAAUGUUUUUCCUUUGGAAACCAAAACUUCCCAUGGGAACAUGUCUAUUUUGAUAAAAUUUUGUUUCCACGGGAAAAAAGUGAGGGGGAAAACAAGAGUUUUGAUGAGUUAAAAACAUUUUGUUUUGAC